Messenger RNA from Mercurialis annua (annual mercury), 1886 nucleotides. RefSeq lists its product as uncharacterized. The record is from RefSeq and is a predicted model, not a curated record. The coding region runs from base 449 to 1294 and encodes 281 amino acids. NCBI's taxonomy places the organism in Eukaryota, Viridiplantae, Streptophyta, Magnoliopsida, Malpighiales, Euphorbiaceae. Gene Ontology annotation, biological process: protein monoubiquitination; interstrand cross-link repair. Gene Ontology annotation, molecular function: ubiquitin protein ligase activity. The transcript is spliced from 10 exons. Gene Ontology annotation, cellular component: Fanconi anaemia nuclear complex; nucleus.
CUAGCAUUAGAGCCUUCACUCAUUUGUUUCGUUGAAGAAAAAAAAAUCCUGGUAUAUUGAAUACAAUCUGUUGUAAUUAAGAAACAAGAACACAACUUUAAGAAACAAGAACACAGCUUUCUUUAUAUAUAAUUAGAGAGCAUUUUUGAGAGAAAUUGAAUUCACAACCUAACAGAUUGUUGUCUAACGCUUAUAGCAUUUGAGUUAUAAUUUAUUUUAUUGCUUAAGAACACAGCUAUUAAUCGCCCAGUUCAAUUUUUUUUAUUGGUAAAUUUUUUCGUGUGAACAAUUGGUAUUGGUAAGUAUUCAUUCCCCUUGGUAUUAGUUCUUAUGAACACAUUCAAAAAUGUGUUGAUUGGUAAGCAGCAAGCACACCAACUGUUUGAUAAAAUGCUUAAACUAAAUUUUUUGUCAUCAUUUCUUAUAAUUAUUGCAGAAUUGCAUAAUAAUGGAGAAAUCGUCUUCAUUUUACCGCUCUGUAUACUCAGAGAUAGAGGAAAUUGGAUGGGAGUAUCUACUGACUAUGGCUGCUGAUCUUAUGUCUCUCAGCUUUCGCAUUAUAGAUCGAAAGGGACGAACGCAUAUUCUUGAAGUUCAAUUAGAUAAAAACUAUCCAAAAUGUCCUCCUUCAGUUUCCGCGGAUGCACCAUACAUUUUCCAUGUUGAAUGGUCGAUCAAUUCGAGAUUGAAAGAUCUGGUGCAGCAGUUCCGUGAGCAUUUGGAGAAGCUUCAGGAAUUUUGGUCUACCUUGGAUGAUAUUGAUAAUUCCCUUUGUGUUGUUAAUACUCACCAGUCAUCCCGUGCUAUUUCUUUUCGCCAAAUCGAUAUAGGAAAUGGCUGUUUUAUAAUGUUGUCUAUAAAUGUAAAAGAUCCUAGGGCCUUACCAGAGUGCCGAUUUUUGGGUUCAAGUUCGACAGUCAAUUCAUUGAGAACACUUUGGCAUAAAAAUUGCAAGCAAUGGAUUAAAGAGAGAACAUUUUCCGAAAAUCUUGUUUCCGUUCUAGAAACUGAAUUACCAAAGCCUCCAGAUGCCCAGAAGAGUAAUCGGGAAAUGGAAUGCGGAAUUUGUUAUGCUCAAUUUCUUCCAAUUGAUGACGAGCUUGGACCGAGGAGCGGGACUAGUACCGACUUCACGUGCGAAAAUAGCAAUUGCAACAGAGCGUUCCACAGUGUUUGUCUUGGGGAUUGGCUGCGCUCUAUCACAACAACAAGGCAAUCAUAUAAUGUACUAUUUGGGAAUUGUCCGUAUUGUUCAGAGCCGGUUGCAGUUAAAAUCAACUAUGCAAAGAUUUAAGUUUGGAUCUUCACUACGUUCUUGUCAAUAUCUCUUGGAUACGAGAUAUUCUUUUUUUUACUGUUUAAUUAAUUUUGACAAGCUAUUCUGCAGCAAAAUAUAGUUAUUCUAUUCAUUACUUUGGUACAAUGUUUUACUGAAGAUAUGAUAAAUGUUGAUUGUCAAUGCCUGAAUGUAUACUUAUUGCAGCAUUCCAUUGACAUUGACAGGUAGACUAUGUGGUUGAACCAUUAUGAUGCGAACUCGACCAUGUUUUUCCUUCGACAAAUUCGAAGAUGUAGUCUGAUGCAAUCAGUUUUCGCUUCAUGGUUAAUCGAGUUUGGUCCCCUACUUUGGAUAGCUGAGUAGAACUGCAACAGUUGAAGGUCCCCAUUUCUAAAGGAUUUGGAUUCUUGCAUCUUAUAUUAUAAUGCAAGCAAUUAACUGGGGGUGUCCAAAAACCGAACCGGACCAAACAACUGAAUUGAACAAAGGCAAAAAUAGUCAGUUUGGUCUGUUUAUUGUAAGAUAACAUUAUAUUUUUAAGAAUAAUUUGUGAGAGUUCUUUCCUGAAUCCAAAAGAGUAAAUAGAUUUUUCAGUAACUAAAAAGUA